AUAGAAGGGAAGAAAAAUAAGGGAAGCGAAGAGCAAAUAGAUGGAUAUUUAUGCGUGAAAGAGGCACGAGGAAAAAACAAGGGUGAUAAAAGUAACGAUGACCCCUUUAUUCGUGGAUUUAUUUAUCCCUUUCAACGCACAAUUCUCUCACCACACAUUGACAAUUUGAAAUAA
Molecule: messenger RNA, 174 nt
Organism: Racocetra persica
Lineage: Eukaryota; Fungi; Glomeromycota; Glomeromycetes; Diversisporales; Gigasporaceae
Source: the annotation of a GenBank genome assembly